Sander lucioperca (pikeperch) is the source of this 7426-nucleotide messenger RNA. Its product is annotated as DNA-binding protein RFX7. The record is from RefSeq and is a predicted model, not a curated record. NCBI's taxonomy places the organism in Eukaryota, Metazoa, Chordata, Actinopteri, Perciformes, Percidae. The coding region runs from base 383 to 4657 and encodes 1424 amino acids. Gene Ontology annotation, biological process: regulation of transcription by RNA polymerase II. Gene Ontology annotation, molecular function: RNA polymerase II cis-regulatory region sequence-specific DNA binding; DNA-binding transcription factor activity, RNA polymerase II-specific. The transcript has 9 exons.
ACAGCUACUACUCACGAUGCACAUGCAGAGAAAUCCCAUAACGUGAGGGGCACAUACGGAGGGGCACAGCCAGCACACCGGAGGACUAGCUAGUUGUUUUGCAGCUGUCCAUGUACUGUUUACACGCGCCUUUAUUUAUAUCCAUGCAUCAAGUCGUGUUUGACAGCGACACGUAGUUUUGUUGCACAGCGUCUUUAAUUCACCAAGUGUUGGGACUUGAAGCGAGCGAUGUCGGAGGAGGUCUGGGUGGCAACAAAAACAACAGGGCGCGCUGCUGUCCCGUUAGCAUCGCAACGAUCUCCGGUCCACGUUGUUUAACCCGAGUACACCCGUCCACGCCUCCUGUUCAAUCCAGUCGAGACUCGUCCCGAGGCCCACGGUGAUGGCCGAGGAGGACCCCCAGCAGCAGCAGCCGGACCGCGGGGCUAGGAGCCUGCCCGGCCUGCUCACCGGGCUGCAGGGCGCUGAGGCCAGUGCUCUGCAGCUCAGGAUCAAGAACUCCAUCUGCAAAUCUGUUCAAUCAAAAGUGGAAAACAUCCUGCAAGAUGUGGAGAAGUUCUCAGAUAUUGAAAAACUCUACCUCUACCUUAAGUUGCCUGCUGGUCCAAGCAGUAGCAUUGAUAAAAGUGACCAGAGCGCCCUGUCAUCAAGCCGCACACAGCAGAUGCAUGCGUUCAACUGGAUCCGCCAUCAUUUAGAGGAAUACCCAGAGACGUCUCUUCCCAAACAGGAGGUCUAUGAUGAAUACAAGAGCUUUUGUGACAAUCUGAACUACCACCCACUGAGUGCUGCGGACUUUGGAAAAAUGAUGAAAAAUGUCUUCCCGAACAUGAAGGCGCGUCGACUUGGCAUGAGAGGAAAAUCAAAAUAUUGCUAUAGUGGACUGAGGAAGAGGCUCUUUGUUCACAUGCCAUCUUUACCCACUCUGGAUCUCCAUAAAACAGGGGAUGAGCUCCAGUGUGAUGUCCUCGAGUCAUCAGGCCAGCUUAGCAGCAUAAAGGAGGACGUGCGAUUUGCAGCCUGUGAUCUGGUGUGUGAGUGGGCCCAAAAGGUGCUGAAACGCCAGUUUGAUGCCGUGGAAGAAUUGGCUCGCUUCCUAAUCGACAGCCAUUACAUCAGCAACAAGUCUCUGGCAGCUCUCACCAUUAUGACCGGCACAGCAACAGAGGUUAAGCCUCCACAGAUGGUCUCAGCAUUUGUCCCCACUGCUGAGGCUCACUCCUUCCAGCCUCAUGUGACGACACUGUCCUCACCUUCUGUGGAUGCAAAGCAGCAGCUCCAGAGGAAGAUCCAGAGGAAACAACAAGAACAGAAGCUGCACUCUCCUUUACCUGGAGAGGGACAAACCAACAGGGCAGAUGACAGUGUGCCUUGUGCCAGCCCCACCCCUCCGUCACCUCAGCCAACCAUAGGCAUCAUGGUCGCUGCUGUCCAGAGCCCCAUCACGGUACAGAGAAGCAGGCAGCUGAUGUCCCCCAGUCCAAUGGGAACAGUAGAGAGCAAAAUGCUGCCUAUUAACUUCCAAAUGGUGACCCAGCCACUUCAGGCAGUGAAACAGAGCCCCAAAACCCCACAAAAUAUUCUAGCCAGUCCAGUGGGAGAACGCACUGCUCGGCAGCGCUAUGCGCAAAUCCUGCCCAAACCUGCGGCCACGACUGCUAUCACCUUGCGCUCGCCCUCCACCAUGAUCAUUGGCAACAGCCCUGUUAAGACCGUGAUGACUACAUGCCAUGUCAGCCCAGUCAGUUUGGUCAAGAUGACAGCCAUAUCUCUUGCACCCAACAGCAGCAAUACCACCACUUCCUUCACAAAAGCCCCUCUGCGGCCGGCAUCUGCAGGCAUUAGUAGUUCUGCAGUUGCAGAAAACUUCAGUUCCAAUCAAAGCAUUAGGAGUACCUCUGAAGUCCCCAUUCUGACCCCGGUGGCAAGGCCUGGGCAGACUACUAACAAUCAUACCAUCGAUGUUGAAAUGGAAGUUGAAGCUAUACAUAAAAACAGCCAAAUGCAAAAUCCUGGCACUCUAGUUUUCACUCAAGAACCAAUGGCAAAUAGGACUGGAGGGGCUUUACAGAGGGCUGCCAGUGUGCCCAUACCUCAGUCUAAAGGCUUCCUGGGUCUAGAGGAGACAUCCACGACUAACUGCAACGGAAAGUCCUCUUCAAGCCCUAACACUGUGGCAGCUGUCCAAAACUGCAAUAACGGCGCUAAUAAUACAAGCACUAUGCACUUAACUCCCUGCACUCAGAAUACCAGCGCUGUUUCUUUACUGAACACCAGCAGAACACCUUCUUUUGUGGAAAGCAGCAGUGUAACUGCAGCAAAGGAAGGUUUCUUGUCCACUAAGAGCCCCAGGAAACGUUCAGGCCUCAGUCCAGACCUUUCUCCAAUCAAAAGGGUUUUUAUGCCCCAGCAGCCAGAGCUAGAGGGCGCUGCUGGUCUUGGAUAUGGGAUUAGAAACAUGGUUGGGAACAUCCUCAGGCCAGGAGCUCCAACUAGACCUGAAAGUGCACCAGCUACCAGGGAGGUAGAGAUGAAAAUGAACUCUCUUCCAGUCCACGCACACUGGACUUCUUCUUUCAGAGCCAGUGACUUCUUCUCUGUUGCCAAAACACAGAGCUCAAUGCAGAGGAAAGACCUUUCCACUGUUAUGGAAACUAGCACCUCACUUACUCAAGCAUUAAUACAACAACGGCAGGGGCACACAAUGGCUAACGUGCAUGCCAUACCUAAUAACCCUGGCCUCCAAACACAUUCAGGUGUGAGUGAUGUUAAGAGUUCAGCCACAGGGAGCAUGGACCCUCAACAACAUACCUACACUCAGUCCAAUCCCGUUACUGAACACUUUAUGAAUCAAGCUUCAUCGUUGAGCCAGCUCCCUAUGCAGACUGAUAUGGAUUACUUUCCCUUUGAUGAUGAUGUGACUCAGGACAGCAUUGUGGAGGAGCUGGUGCAGAUGGAGGAGCAGAUGAAAUUUAACAACCUGCAGGAGUUUGGAGACUGUGUCACACUGCAAAGCCAACAGGCUACGAUGCCGGACAACAUAAUGUCUACCAAUCAGACCAUGACUGCUUUCUAUCAUGCGGCAAACAGCCACAGCAACCCGAUGCAAACACCGACACCCACACCCACGUCGGAAAUGAUGGGAGGAGCCCAAGGCCUCGCCAGAGAGAGCCCCUUCUCCCGCAUCGCCUCCACAACCCCAGUGGACAGCGCACUGGGAAGCAGUCGUCACACCCCAGUUGGUACUCCACACUCCAACUGCAGCAGCACUGUGCCUCCCAGUCCAGUGGAGUGCAGAAACCCGUUUGCAUUUACACCCAUCAAUUCCAGCAUCACUGGUUUCCAUGACGGCAGCACCGUUUCCAGCAGCCCGGUUAAGCCCAUGCAGAGACCGAUGGCCACCCACCCAGACAAGACCAGGCUGGAGUGGAUGAAUAACAGUUACGACAGCAGCAGCGGGAGCCUAAACAAGUCAAACGGUGGAAUUGGAAUCCUCCCAAGCUAUCAAGGCCUGAUAGGUGAUCAUUUUCAAAAGCCUCACGCCUUUGCCGUCCCUCAUACACGGCACCAUGAUAGCCAUUUUGGCCGCUUGACUCCUAUCUCGCCUGUGCAGCAGCAGGUAGCCAGCAUGACUAACAUGGCCAAGCAGGAGGGCUUUGCUGUGCCUGCCCCUCUGGAUAACAAAGCCACCAACACGCCUACUACAACCUUUCGAUGUCGCAGUGUAAGCCCCGCCGUGCAUCAGAGGAACACAGGGAACCUUCCCCAUAUCCCUCGUUCAGUAGUGUCUCCCUUCAACUCUCCUGUCAUGCCUGAGAUGUUAAACAUCUUUGUGAACAGCCAGACAAAUCUUGGGGUGAGCAGCAUGGCUCAGAGGAGCCAUUCUGUGCCGCUCAACAUCAUGAUGCAAACUGAGGUCCGGCCCACGUCGGGCCUACAAUGCAACAGCAAAAACAUCACCAAUGUCCUUUUGAGCAAGCUGGAUGGGGACCAUGACGACACUAUUCGGGGUCUGGGCAUUAAUAAUUUAUCCUCCGGCUAUACUGCACGCAUGAACCUCACCCAGAUCCUCGAGUCUGACCCAAACCUCUCCUGCAGUGACAACCACCUCAGCCUGAUGACCUCGGACUCCACCAGCACAUGCAAGUUGCAGAGGCCAAAUUACCUCAUCGGAAAUACUAUCAAUAAACAAGUGAUUCUCGCAGCAGGUGACAGCCGAGUACAGUCAGCUUCUAGAGAGCAGCAUCGACAACAGGCGCAGGCUAUGUUGCUAACUUUGAGCUCACAGCAGCAUCAAGAAGAACUACAGCAGCAAUUGGAUUUCAGCAACACUGUGAAAGACCUCCUGACAGACAACAGCCUUACUGCUGGCAGUCAGCUCAUGGACCAGGUGUCAGAGCUCACUACAGGUGCGGCAGAUUUCCCCUGUGAAAUCAGAAUGGCAUCGGAGCUCUCCAGUAGCAUCAAUGACCUUAACGCAUUGGACACAGACCUUCUGUUUGACCCCAACCAGCAGCAAGGGCAGUAUCAAAAUGCUGCUGCGGAUGAGUUGGUGAAUGAUGCGCUGUUUCAGCAAAUGACCAGCGAGACGGCACAUUCAAGUGGACUUGACUGGCUCGAAAGCAAAGAUCAUCCAACUGUUGGGUUGAUGGGGUGAGAAUAGUUUUUUUUAUAGUCAUGUUGAACAUGUUCACAUGUGGUUACCGUUUGUUUUAUUUAUUUUCAGGCAUUUACACUUUAUAAUGCAACACUGGACACAUUGAGGUUUGUCCAGUGUGUCAAGUGCCAGGCUGAAAUGCAAUGAUGCUGCAACCCUCUGAUUAAAAUGCUGGUCAUUUCCCUUUAAUCAGAGGACAUCGCCUCACGUUGUUUGAUCAAGAGCAUUUCCAACAAGUAAAAAAAGUUUACUGAACAAAAAAACUUUUUUUAUGUUCAAUAUUUUACUGAAAAGUCAGUGAAUAAAUCAUAACAGAGCCAUGGAUUUCUCAGUGUAAAGAAAUGAAACAUUAUUAUAAAUACGCCUUUAACAAAAUUAUUUCUUUCAUCAUUGUGUCUAAAUCUUUUAACUACAGGCAUUAUCUAACUAAAGCAUAAGGGAAAAAUGACUAAAUAUAUUUACUGCUGAACUAAUAAUAUGUCAUAAUUGAAACACUUGUGUGUGAUGUAGAUUCACUGAGAAAAAAACUGGAAGUAUUACAAGUUAUCUUUGUAGGAGCUUUAGGUGUCAGUCUGGUUUUAAGUGCAUUUUCCUUAGCUGAAAAAGAUAUUUACAACAAGACAUGUUUAAAAGUGUACACUCAGUGUAUAGAAAUAUAAUGUUGUGAUAGAAACAUCUAACCAAUUUCAUCCAUAUAAAAUCUAUGUAAUAUAUUCUUACAAUUUGCUAGAGUUGGCAUGGAGCAUAUAACAGGAUGUGGAUGAAUUUAAAAUAAUAAACGCAGUAGUGUUACUUCCGUUAAUGAUGGUUCACUCUGAUGGAAUACAUGAAGAGUAUCUGUUAAUACUUAAAUACUAAAUCGUAAAAGAAAGUGAUAAAUGUCUAAACUGUAAAUUUAUAUGGUUUUCAGAUCCACAUUUUCAAGCUUUGAGAUGUUAUUCUUUUAUAUAAGGCCUUCCUGACAAUCAUCACAGACUUUGUGCCUCUCAGAAUGAGCCAAUCGAUUUAAAGAGUCAAGUCAACCUUACAUCUCUUAAUCAUCCCCAGAAUCAAACAACUGUUUCAAUAUAGAGCUCAGACAGCUUGAAGAUGAUGAUAUCAAUAAUAUAAGUAGGCCUCUUUUGCACUUUGUUUUGUUUUUCAAGCCACAUUUUGCAAAAGUUUGAAAAAAAGUCUUGUGUAGUCAUAACUUAAAGUUGUAGAAGCACUAAUGAAGCCCUUUAAUUUACAUGCACAAUAUGUCUUUAUUAAUUGUUAAAUCCAUAGAUAUAUUAGAAAAACAAGCAGUGAAAGAUGAGGGCUUAACUCUUAACCACUGUUAGAUAAAAAGGGAAAUCAUUUAUAAAAGAAACCAUUUACCUAAGAAUCAAACUAAACCCCGUGAAUGUGGGUUUCUGCACUUUUAAAGUAUGAUUCUUAUAUAAAAGAAGAAUUAUGGAACAUUAUGAUAGCCAUUUUCCUUAGCACUCAGAAAAUGCAUUAUUUGUAUUGUGUGGAAAUUAUAUUGAGUGAACAUAAUAUGGACUAGGUAGAUGAAAUUGAGCAGAAAUGAACACUAUUUCAAUAGAACUUGAACAAGUUUGUUUUCAUUCGGCACUGACAAUCUGUAGAACUUGUGUUUCUUUUUGUGUUUGGUUUGGAUGAUGAAGGAACAGGUUUCACUGCAUGGCCCAAGGAUUUCAAUCAACAGGUCUAACAGCUAAUCACUGAUCAAAUGUGAAUGUCUUGUUUUACACUGGUGAUUACCUGUGUGUAAAGAAGUCAUGCAUCCACAGAUGAGAUGAAACUCACAAGUGCUCCCUGAGGAUUUUGGUUUCUGAGCCUUAUGUCCAUACCAAAGACUAACUUUUAACUAUAACCUGCACUAAGAUCUCGGGUGACAUAUUUAGUUAUGUUUAAUAACAGCCAUAACAAAUAUAUUAUGUUAAACAGUUCUUUAUCAGGACAAUGUUAAGGAUUUCUUUGUUUUCAUUGUUGAUGAUUUUGUAAACCCAACAGGUAAAAAAUGUUUUUUUUUUAUGGAGGCAUCGUUCUGUUUUUCGUUUUUACUAUUUAUUUAAAGUGUGUUGUUUGUACAGAAGAUGUAACCUUGCAAACCAUUCAAUCUUGUGAAUUCACAAUAAUCUGACUUGCACUGUUAUGAUGUUUUGUAGCAUAUGUUUCAUAGCAUAUUACCACGUAUCAUAUACAUUACUAGGUGAAUAAUGAGAAUGAGAACUCCGAUUCAAAACUCUUUCAGAACUGGAUUUUGGUAGAAAACUAUCCCAGAAAAUAUUUGCACACACUUUAAAAUGUGGAAAUGAGACUAUCCAUAAUGAUAUGGUUUAAUAUUAAUGUCAUGAUAUAUUACAAACACAGCAAUAGCAGCAGCAUUUGAUUUGACAGUUGUUUUACACGUUAGAAAACUUUAAUUUCUGUAAAAGCAGAUUAUAUCAUUGUAAUAUAUAAUCUCUCUUUUGAGUAUAAUUUAAUAUUGAACAAUUUAGACAAAUGUUUAUUUAUGUUGUAGUUUCUCUUUACUGUGUCUGUGAAAAAAAACAAAGCAUUUUUUUGGUUCGCACUGAUGUUGGUGUUUAAAGAAGACUUUACCCUUCCUCUUGUUAAAAGUGGUUCAGAGCUGUAGAACUGCCCUCUACUGUUAUGUUGCUGGGGUCAGUGUACAGGGGAUUUUUUUUGCAUUUUGCAUUUUAGCAAGUGCUUUUAUAAGGGGAAGUGCUUGUUCAUACUGGUUUUUCAAGACUUUUUAAAACUAAUAAACAUUUUUAAGUA